AUGUCUAAGCAAUCCGACUCCCCAACGCCUACCGCCUUGCUAUUCUAUAAGCUUCAGGACCUCAAUCUAGCGAGUACAACUCCUACUACGCAAUAUUGUACGGUCCUGCACUCUUCCAUAACCUCCCUACGCCCUAGGGACCUCCCUGGACCUCCUAGGAACCCCCUCAAGGGUCACCAUCUCGUCGUUCCAGCCACUACUAGGUCAUUCCCGUCCUCGGUCGCGGUUCUCGUAGCUCCCUUCGAGCUCCAGCCUGCUCCUAGCACGCUACAACAUAAACCUCCAUAUACCAAAACCUACCCUAAGACCUAUUUUGACCCAGGUCUUACAGCACCUCAAGAGUUCCAAUGGCAACUCAGUUCCCAAGUCCAGGGAUUCUAA
Messenger RNA from Lentinula edodes (shiitake mushroom), 381 nucleotides. RefSeq lists its product as uncharacterized. The coding region runs from base 1 to 381 and encodes 126 amino acids. The transcript is spliced from 4 exons. The record is from RefSeq and is a predicted model, not a curated record. NCBI's taxonomy places the organism in Eukaryota, Fungi, Basidiomycota, Agaricomycetes, Agaricales, Omphalotaceae.